Molecule: messenger RNA, 685 nt
Organism: Colias croceus (clouded yellow)
Lineage: Eukaryota; Metazoa; Arthropoda; Insecta; Lepidoptera; Pieridae
Exons: 3
Coding region: 176-685 (169 amino acids)
Source: RefSeq, a predicted model, not a curated record
UAGGUUCAUAAAACUAUCUCCAUACACAACUUGGAUACAAAGAAAUUUACAUACAAACACAUACCGUAGAACAUAUCGUUUGGAUACCAAUUUGUAUAGAAGAAACAAGAAUCCAUUUAUACCCAGUGAGAGUAUUGACAGGCAAGAUGAUUUUGUACUGGAAAAACUGGAUGAUAUGACGAUGGUGUUGAGAAAAAAUUAUUCUAACGUAAGAGAAACAGUAAUGGGCAAAUGUUCAGAUAUUGAUGGUGAACCUAUGUACAGAGAAAUUGGGAGAAUUGAAGCCCCGGGACACAUCGGAACAGGAGUUUAUGUGCUAUCUCUCUUCGACACGCUAUAUCCGAACAUGACAUGUGUAAUGGUAACAGUACACUGCGACAAACGGACAAAAACAAAACUCUGGAUCGACAAAGGCUUCUACCAGGACGAUUUGGAACAUCUCAUAAAGACUGUACCAAUUUUGGGACGUAAUACCACAGUCCCGCCGAAAAUACUCUUCAUAAAGGACAGAUAUUCGAAGUAUGAGAACUAUGAGACUACCAAUAUUAUCUUUAAGUUUGAAUUCACUGGAAAAGCCAAGAUUGUCGUGGAGUUCUUUGGACAGAAAAUUGAAAAUAAGGAAGAGGAACCACAGUUCGAUGAUGAGGACUUUUUACUGCGGUCCGCUAGAAAGUGUUUGUUUUAA